Knipowitschia caucasica is the source of this 675-nucleotide messenger RNA. The record is from the annotation of a GenBank genome assembly. Lineage: Eukaryota; Metazoa; Chordata; Actinopteri; Gobiiformes; Gobiidae.
AUGAAGAGAUUGGUACAGCGCGGCAGGUGGUUUCUUCCAGAGAAGAAUGACCAACCCCUCUCGCGUCCCUUCCCUUAUACCCACGAACAGGCUCCUCCCACCAUCGGUGGCAUCGCCCCCUCCUCCUCCUUGACCGCUAAUUUCCUUAUAAGAGCUUUGAUGAAGUUGGUGAAUGAGCAGCAGAACAACUGGGACACAUUCCUUGAUGCCACACUGUUCUCUUUGAGGUCAAAGGUGCACAUCUCAACCAAACACACCCCAUUCCAGUUGAUGUAUGGGCGGGAGGCUGUGUUCCCCUCAGAGGUGCCUGUAGAUUAUCCUCAGGUGGGGGACCAUGACUGUCACCCCCUGCAGGACACUCUGCUCUGGAGAGCAGCUUCAAUUCACCAGGACACUGCCAAAUGUGACAGCUACACACCAAUGGAACUUGAGAGUGAGAAGGCGCUUGACAUACAAACAGAACAGAGCAAUGAGGGUAUGCCCCAUUGGGCAGUCUUUAUUCAAAGUUCCAACCCAAAGUACAACAAAGGAAAGCAAACAGCAAAGCCAACACUUGAGGCUGACCAGGACAGAAAGCCAACGCACUGGCCUUCAGGAUCUGUGAACUCUUCGCGUAUCCUGAGCACAUCACAUGCAGGAAUGACCUGGCUCCCAGUCGUCCCGAGCACCAGCUAA